GUCUAGGUGGAGGCCGCAGGAGGCCUAGGACAAGCAGAGGCAGCAAUGAUUGGUCCUGACGGUGGCUGAGCCCCCAGCCCCUGGAAUAUGCAGCCCGGGGGAGCCCCAGGCAAGGACGCGGUGGCGGAGUGGGGCGGGAGGCAUGGUCUCCACCUACCGGGUGGCUGUGCUGGGGGCACGAGGUGUGGGCAAGAGUGCCAUCGUGCGCCAGUUCUUGUACAACGAGUUCAGCGAGGUCUGUGUGCCCACCACCGCCCGCCGCCUCUACCUGCCUGCUGUGGUCAUGAACGGCCAUGUGCACGACCUCCAGAUCCUAGACUUCCCGCCCAUCAGCGCCUUCCCUGUCAACACACUGCAGGAGUGGGCAGAUGCCUGCUGCAGGGGACUCCGGAGCGUCCACGCCUACAUCCUGGUGUACGACAUCUGCUGCUUUGACAGCUUCGAGUACGUCAAAACCAUCCGCCAGCAGAUCCUGGAGACAAGGGUGAUCGGCACCUCGGAGACCCCCAUCAUCAUCGUGGGCAACAAGCGGGACCUGCAGCGCGGGCGCGUGAUCCCGCGCUGGAACGUGUCGCACCUGGUGCGGAAGACGUGGAAGUGCGGCUACGUGGAGUGCUCGGCCAAGUACAACUGGCACAUCCUGCUGCUCUUCAGCGAGCUGCUCAAGAGCGUCGGCUGCGCCCGCUGCAAGCACGUGCACGCCGCCCUGCGCUUCCAGGGCGCGCUGCGCCGCAACCGCUGCGCCAUCAUGUGAC
This is a messenger RNA of Dipodomys spectabilis (banner-tailed kangaroo rat), 755 nucleotides long. RefSeq names its product RAS like family 10 member B (gene Rasl10b). Lineage: Eukaryota; Metazoa; Chordata; Mammalia; Rodentia; Heteromyidae. The transcript has 3 exons. Gene Ontology annotation, molecular function: GTPase activity; GTP binding. The record is from RefSeq and is a predicted model, not a curated record. The coding region runs from base 143 to 754 and encodes 203 amino acids.